This is a messenger RNA of Fonsecaea erecta, 2076 nucleotides long. RefSeq lists its product as hypothetical. The coding region runs from base 1 to 2076 and encodes 691 amino acids. The record is from RefSeq and is a predicted model, not a curated record. The transcript has a single exon. NCBI's taxonomy places the organism in Eukaryota, Fungi, Ascomycota, Eurotiomycetes, Chaetothyriales, Herpotrichiellaceae.
AUGCCUUCACUCUCUUCGCUCAAAAACAGAGUCAACGCCGCCAUUACUCCCCAGCAGCAGCAGCAGCGUGGCGGCGAUCAUCAGCAGCGGAAGAGGGCCGACGACGACGAUGACCAGUCGCUGGGAACUCUCCUUACUCGCGAAGAGCGCGCGGACUUGACCCUCCUCAUCUCACAGACCAUCGAGGAGAUGCGGAAGAGUCUGGUGAGGUCGUUCGAUGAGAGGCCGAGACCCAACCCGAAGGGAAACUCUCCAACAGCUGAAGUAGGCGAGGCAGCCAUGGAGGUCUCGAAAUUGAGCUUGUCGGCGGUUGAUGAGCAGUCGAAAGGGACACGCCUCGAAGGAGGCACGGGAGACAGCGAGCCCCAAGUCGAACCAGAGCCAGAGCCAGAGCCAGAGCCAGAGCCAGAGCCAGAUACAUUGCUGACGACGCCCACUCCGGAAUCCCAGGCCCUGAGGAGCGCGGCCCUGGCCUUUUUCGACGCCUGGGCCGAAAGCGUCAUCCUCCGCGUCGGCGAGGUGGUCAACUCGCGCGAUGAGGCCAUGCAGGACAAGAACCACGAACAAACCCGCAGACUUGCCACCGAGGCCGCGAGGCAGCAGUUCCGACCUAGCCCCCGUGAACAGGACGUCGACGACAAACUCGCGGAGGUGUUCCCGUCCAAUCCGACACCGCUGGCCCGUCUCAGCCAGGGCGAACGUUCCACCGUCGUCAAGGCAAUCCUGCUCCUCCUGCUCAGUCUCGAGGCCUACCGCGCCCACUCGCGCGUCCUCCUCGUGCGGCUCGCGGUCUCCCUCCGCAUCAGUGUCGCGGAAGUUUCUCAGAUGGAGAAAGACACGGCGUACGGCCUACUGACGGCUGCCGCGAAGAUGGACGCCAGCGAGUCCACCCGGAAGGCCCAACAGGCCUCGUCCACCGCGAGGAAGUGGAAGAUCGGUGUCGCUGGUGUGGCGGGUGCGGCAUUGAUUGGCAUCACCGGCGGUCUCGCGGCGCCUCUGCUAGCGGCCGGGGUGGGCACGCUCAUGGGCGGGUUGGGCCUGGGAGCCACGGCCGCAGCAGGGUAUUUGGGUGCACUGGCUGGAAGUUCGGUGCUUGUGGGGGGUCUGUUCGGCGCGUACGGGGCCAGGAUGACGAGCCAGGCCAUGGACAAGUACUCGAAAGAGAUCGAAGACUUCGCCUUCCUGCCCAUCAACGGCAAGGAAGAUGAUCCCGAGGAAAUGCAGAAGCAAUGCCGACGGCUGCGCAUCACGGUCGGCAUCUCCGGGUGGCUGACCAAGGAGGAUCAGGUCACACUCCCCUGGCGUGUGCUGGGCGAGGCCGGCGAACCCUUCGCGCUGCGGUGGGAGCUGCAGGCGCUGCUGAGCCUGGGGUCGGCGCUGACGGACUUCGUGGUCAGCCAGGCGUGGUCGCAGAUUCGGCGGGAGCUGAUCAAGCGCACCGUCUUCGCCGCCCUGUGGUCGGCCGUCAUGGCGCCGCUGGCCAUCCGCAAGGUGGUCAAGCUGGUGGACUCGCCGUUCGGCAUCGCCAAGAUGCGCGCCGUCAAGGCUGGCGAGGUGCUGGCCGACGCCCUCAUCAACCGCGUGCAGGGCGAGCGGCCCGUGUCGCUGGUUGGCCAGUCCCUGGGCGCGCGGGUCGUGUACUCGUGCUUGCUGACGCUGGCCAAGCGCGGCGCCUUCGGCCUGGUCGACCACGUCGUGCUGAUGGGGGCCCCAGUCCCCGCCGACCCCCGGCAGUGGCGGGCCAUGCGCGCCGUCGUGGCCGGCCGCGUGGUCAACGUCUACUCGCGGCAGGACUACAUCCUGGCCUUCCUGUACCGCACCAGCAGCGCGCAGCUGUCAGUGGCCGGGCUGCAGGACGUCGAGGGCGUGGCGGGCGUCGAGAACGUCGACUGCUCCGACUCCGUGUCGGGCCACCUCAAGUACAUGCACAUGACGGGGCCGAUCCUGAGGAAGAUUGGCUGGGCGGACCUCGACGACGACGUCCUCCGCCGCGAGGAGAUGUUGGUGCGUCAAAUCGACGAGGAGGAGAAGCUCGUCGAGCAGCAGGGCGACGACCCGGAGAAGGCCAGUGUGUGA